AUGUCGGGUCCGAACGGGGAACCGCAGCUCCAUCUGGGGCGGGGCGGCCAGGAGGAGGAAGAGGAGGAGGAAGAGGAAGGCUUCGGGGAGGCAGAAUACGCUGCCAUCAACCUCAUGCUGGACCAGAUCAACUCCUGCCUGGAUCACUUGGAGGAGAAAAACGACCACCUCAACACUCAGCUGAAGGAGCUGCUGGAAUCGAACCGGCAAACCCGUCUGGAGUUCCAGCAGGAGCUCGGCCAGGAAGGGGACCCCGGGAAAGCCCAGCCGGAUUCUUAAGGGUCCCAAAAUCAAACUUGGGGCUUCAAAAGGCUGCAGGCUCUCUGGCUGACGAGUCACACGGCUGGCGGAUUCUCUCAAAUCCGGCUUUAAAAAAAAAUUAAAUCGGCCUCUCCUGGUUGAGUUGCAGAGAUCCAGACACUGUAAAUCUUGCUAGUGUUUCUAAAAAAGGAACUUUUAAUAAAGGAGUGUGUUUGUGGGAAUUGUC
This is a messenger RNA of Protobothrops mucrosquamatus (brown spotted pit viper), 487 nucleotides long. It is a transcript of the gene BBLN, whose product is annotated as chromosome unknown C9orf16 homolog. Bases 1 to 279 code for a protein of 92 amino acids. Lineage: Eukaryota; Metazoa; Chordata; Lepidosauria; Squamata; Viperidae. The transcript is spliced from 2 exons. The record is from RefSeq and is a predicted model, not a curated record.